This is a messenger RNA of Echinops telfairi (small Madagascar hedgehog), 1115 nucleotides long. It is a transcript of the gene CD38, whose product is annotated as CD38 molecule. Gene Ontology annotation, molecular function: phosphorus-oxygen lyase activity; NAD+ nucleosidase activity. The transcript has 8 exons. Gene Ontology annotation, biological process: positive regulation of B cell proliferation. Gene Ontology annotation, cellular component: plasma membrane. The annotation marks the transcript as partial. NCBI's taxonomy places the organism in Eukaryota, Metazoa, Chordata, Mammalia, Afrosoricida, Tenrecidae. The record is from RefSeq and is a predicted model, not a curated record.
CGCCGCCGGCUUCGCCUCAUCCUGCUCAUCAGCUUCGCCCUCCUCGUCCUGGUGGCCUGCGUCCUGGUGGCGGGAGUCUUGUGGUGGCGGAGCCAGCGCCAGCAGCCGCCCGAGCCUUUGCACUGGCAGGGUGCUGGCACCACGGACAGUAUCUCCGAGAUCGUCCUGGGGAGAUGCUUCACCUACACGCGGGUGAAGCGACCUGAGCUGCGAGAUAAGAACUGCCCUGCGAUAUGGAAUGCCUUCAAAGCUGCAUUCCUCUUCAAGGACCAGUGCAACAUUACAGAAGAAGACUACCAACCCUUGCAGUACUUGGCCAAUCAAACCUUACCUUGCAACAAGUUCCUCUAUUGGAGCAAGGCGUAUACCCUGGUCCACCAGUACACAAAGGUCCAGCAGGAAAUGUUCACCCUGGAGGACACACUGCUGGGCUACAUGGCUGAUGGACUCGACUGGUGUGGAGAUCCGGGCACUUCUGAAAUGAACCACAAGUCGUGCCCACACUGGAGAAAAGACUGUGGCAACAACCCCAAGUCCGUCUUCUGGAAGAUGGCUUCCAAGUGGUUUGCAGAUGCUGCCUGUGGUGUGGUGCAUGUGAUGCUCAAUGGGUCCCUCGGUAAACCAGCCUUUCAACAAACCAGCACUUUUGGAAGCGUGGAAGUCCACAAUUUGCACCCAGAUAGAGUUCCUCUACUUGAAGCCUGGGUGAUGCAUGACAUCGGAGGAAAUUUCAGCGAUUCAUGCUCAGGUUCCUCCAUAAAUGAGCUGCGUUCACUUUUAAACAAAAGGAAGAUACAUUUGAUGUGCCAGGACGACUACAAGCCUGUCAGGUUGGUCCAAUGCGUGAGCCACAGUGAGCAUUCUUCUUGUAGUCUUACCAAGUGAGCCUGUCAGCCUAGGGGGCUUCAGCUCUUGGACCCCUCGAAGAGACCAACAUGUGGGGAGCUGAAGAUGUUGGAGGGUCUUCCGUGGUAGCAGCAACACAGAGGAUGGAAGUCUUUCUUGGAGAUCUUUGGGUCAUGUGGUAUUGGCAUCUGUCUUCUUUUGUUUGCCUAAUAGAAAAUGCGAGAUUGUGUAAUUUGUGUGAAAUGAAAUUAAAAUUUUAUAUUAAAUGA